This is a messenger RNA of Pseudo-nitzschia multistriata, 3004 nucleotides long. Lineage: Eukaryota; Bacillariophyta; Bacillariophyceae; Bacillariales; Bacillariaceae. The record is from the annotation of a GenBank genome assembly.
GACUAGUACUGCGGUCCGACUGUGAAUGAACGUCAUUUCAGCUCUCGAAGUCGUACCAGGUACCGUACGUACCCUACCGUACGUUACGUACCGUAAUCUCCUCGCAAGUACUUUUAAGAAAUGCAGGAUUGAAAAUUUGAAAAUUGCGUCCGCAUGCCGUCAUUUCUUUUGUGCAGUGGCAACUGCAAACAGAUCGAUCGAUCGAUUUGACUGAACAUCGUUGCCAUCGACAGAGACACCGCCAUGUUCUCACGCGGCGMCAGGAACAAAAUCUACGGCAGCAGUGGCCAAGCCACUGCGCGGAGCUCUGCGAACAAGAGCCGGAACGGCACGAGCUCCGGCGGCAAUGGCUGGAUCCUUUCGGUCCUGGCGACCAUGAUCUUGCUUGCCGCGGGCGUAAACGUGUACGUGUCGGUCUCCCAAGAUUUUUCGGCGACGGAUUGGAUUGCGGGGGCCAGCAYCCGCGAUAUGCCCCRCAUCCGCGAAAUGACCAGCACCACGCACAUUUUGUCCACGGCGGAGAACCCGGUGUCCGUGCCGCAAAACACAGCGGCAGCGACGGAGCCUACAGGAUUGGAAAGAAAUGAGCGAACAGCAACAAAAUCACUGGCAACGACGCAUCCCAAAGAAUUGAAAACAAAUUCACCAACAGCGUCAGGAUCAUCGUCAGGAUCAUCGGCAUCGAAGGAACCCGCACCGGAACCCGCACCGGAACCCGCACCGAAACAAACACCAACAACGAAAACCGUAGCACAAACCGUGGACGAAGGACAAGACGAACAACCCGACGAUCGCACUGGCUCCAACAACAGCAUACUCGACGAAAUAAUAGCUAAUUUCACCGAACCCAAAAUCAAGCUCYUCAAGUCCCAGAAGGAAAUGGAUUGGUUCCGUAAACGAGCCAUCYUCUUUCGUGAUGAAAUCAUCGUURCAARGAAGAUCCGCUCUUUCUAUAGCAAGGCAACCGAUGAUCCGCUUUCCCGCUCUGGCGACCCCGAUCACUACUACGCUAUCGAUCAAGGMAACAAUACCGUUGCCGCCAAGCGCAUCUACGACGAAAAUAAAUUGGCAGAGUUCAAUAAAAUGAACAACAUUAGCGGCCGUCCGGAUCCCUCCGAAGGACCCUACCUGGAUUUUAUGGUAGCCGGAAACCCCAAAUGCGGAACAACUACCCUUAUGGCCAAUCUCCGUCGGAUCGCUCCGAUGCCUGUAAAGGACGUUUGUACGGGGGCAACUCACACCCUCCGCUUUGCUUACCUUAAUUGGCCAAACGAUCCCAAUUGCAACGCCCUCGUAACGGAGCACCUGGGUCCGGAUCAAACGCGGUGGAUGAGAGGAAGCAAGUGCCCGCGCCUUCUCAACUCAAACCUUUUGCUGGGACACUCGGCCCUGCUGCCCUCCACAAAGCUUAUCAUCGGAAUCCGGCACCCGGUGCUUUGGUUUUCGAGUUUCUCGAGCAUGCGAGAAGACGCCCAAAGUAAAUUGCWMACCACCUACGACAACAUUGAGCUCUGCAAGUGCCCCGUCAACCCCCUCACGGGGGUCAGGCCUAGGUCUUGCGACUCACACCCGGACGAAAACUGCUUCGGGGAGUGCCGUUGCGGUGCCCUGAUGUGCCUCCACCGGUCCCGUCUCCACCUGACGCUGGCGAGACUCGGCAAGACAGCCUUGUCCAAGGAAGAACUAAAGCUGCUGGCACCGAACGAUAACGACGGUGGGGAAAACCUCUUCAACGCGAAGAUUCRAAAUCCGGUCUUUKUGUACGAUCUGACGCAGAUGCGCAAUGAUACCUACUGGGAGGACCUGGCGGGCUACCUCGGCGUUUCGAACGUACCCAACCAUGAUUAUCGGGGGUCGCAUGGCGUGCGCAACCGCCACAAGAACCUAAUCAGGUCCUCCGCUAAGGACUACAAGAAGGAGAACCUGUUGUGCGACCCGCACCUGGACUUUUUCCGGUCGAAGAUCAUGRCAUACUCCUACGAAUUGGGAAUGUGGAUCCAGAACUACUGGCUUCCGGUGGCGGCCGAUCCCGACCGUCCCGACGUGGUGGUGGCCGGGGGAACAUCGAACACCAGCGCCACCGACGAGUUCUGGGCCAUCGCCGAGACCUACAAGGUCGAUCCCUGCGGGAGGCUGGUCCGGCGGCCCUCRGACGGCCUGUACGUUUUGAGGGGGGACGUGGGGGACGAAACCAACUCGACCGCGGUGGAGUUUCCAACGGGAACCGCCCCUCUCCAUCCCGUCUACGGCCACCUGAACACCACGGCCGUGCCCCAGUGUCGCAGCCACAAAAAGGCCCAACAAAAAAGGACGAAAGACGAGAAAUCCUUCGGAACUACCGGGMUCGCUCCGAGCAGCGCGGCCGGCAGAACCUGACACUCACACGCACCAUGGCACGGUCCGYGACGAAACGGCAAACCAAUCCUCGAGUCACACCCCGGAAUCGGUCACUGGCACCAAAAACCCGAAGCCGGCAGCYUCUGCAACCGGUGAAGUAUGCGUUUGCCCUCUAUUGUCGUACAGAACGAUGUUAGACCACGGAAGGACUGUUUUCCUAGCAAAUUCAAUGUCCCCACAGUGUCCCAAUGGAUAGAAAGAGGAACAUUCCAAGCACGCAUUCAUCCCAAAUGCACACUUUUCUGCGGUACGGUGUGUAGAUCAGCCUUGUCUUUCUUGCCCGGACCUACGGAUAUGAAACAUACUGCCGACAGAUCCGAGGGCAGCUCUUCGUUGCGAACCGUGUUCGUUGUUGUGGGAGAAGGAAAAAACAAAACGCUUUUCCCCAUCUCUACACCAUUGCGCAGAGGACACUAUCGUACGCAAUGGACUAGGUCGACCGCAACAAUAAUAAUGACGACAAMAACGACAACGAGGUACCCCCUGUGCAGUAGCUCCAGUCAAACACAAUACGCAUUGCCUCGCUGGAUCGAGUAGCCCUGCAAUGCACAAGCAAAAUCGCAUGUUCUACAAGACAAGCCACGAGCAAUAUACGUACACUACUAAU